This is a messenger RNA of Daucus carota subsp. sativus, 1551 nucleotides long. RefSeq lists its product as uncharacterized. The transcript has 4 exons. The record is from RefSeq and is a predicted model, not a curated record. Bases 292 to 1248 code for a protein of 318 amino acids. NCBI's taxonomy places the organism in Eukaryota, Viridiplantae, Streptophyta, Magnoliopsida, Apiales, Apiaceae.
ACUAUCUCCGUAUAUUAUAUCUCUCACCCGAAAACAUACCUUCAUCUCAUUUCUUCCCAGCUCAUCCAACCCUAAUAAGCACACAACCUCAUCCCCCCACACAUAUACAUACAAUACAUACACAUAUAACAGUGUUAUAUUCGUGUAUAUAGGCUUGUUUUUAUUUCUCUCUUUAACCAAAAUCUCACCUUAAUUUAUCACCCUUUUACCCUUCUUUUCGAUCCAUCCACCUCUUUUUACAGUUGAAAAACAGAAUAAAGGUGUGAUUUUAAUCAAGUUGAAUUGCGAAAAAUGGCUGGAGGUGGGAAUCGGAAGGAUGAUUCUGUUGUUUUGAACAGCACUAAUGUGUUUGCAGCUCUUGGAACUCUAAGGAAGAAGAAGAAGUCUGAUAAGGAGCAAGGAUCUUCGAAGAGCGGAAAAAGUGGUUCGAAGAAGAAGCAGGAUAAGAAUGAGCCUGAGCCUCAAGUGUUUUGGGCUCCUGCCCCUCUAACUACUAAGUCUUGGGCUGAUGUUGAUGAUGAAGAUGACGAUGAUUAUUAUGCCACAACUGCUCCGCUGCCUGUUUGGGCUGGAAUGGAAGGCGAUCAGACUGAGAAGGCUAAAGAGAGCUUAACCCCUGUUGAGGAAAGUGAAAGUGAAGAAGAAGAGGUUGAUGAUGAAAAUGAAGAGGAGCAUGAACAUGAGGUUGAAGUGCCAGCAGAGAAAGAGCCUGUUGUUGAGAAACCUGUGGAGGCACCUAAAGACACUGACAGGCAACUUUCUAAGAAAGAACUCAAGAAAAAAGAGCUUGCUGAACUUGAAGCUGUUCUUGCAGAAUUGGGUUAUCCAACAUCCGAGGCCAGUGGCCAAGAAGGCUCCCGUGGGACUGCACAAGAGAAGAAGGCAGAGAACCCCAAUGCUGACCUUGAGAAGAAGGAAACUAAUGCACCAAGUGAGAGCAAAAAUGCAAAAAAGAAGAAGAAGAAAGACAAGGCUUCAAAAGAGGCUAAAGAACAAGCUGAUCAAACUAAUGGUGCGGAGUCUGGAAAUGCUAAAGAUGAAACUGCUGGAACUGAGAAAGCUGAUCUUCCAUCCGGUGUUGAUGUGAAAGCAAUUAAGAAAGUCGCUUCCAUGAAGAAGAAAAAAUCAAGCAAGGAGAUGGAUGCAGCUGCGAAAGCUGCUGCGACUGAAGCUGCUGCUAGGAGUGCAAGGUUGGCUGCGGCAAAGAAAAAGGAGAAGAACCACUACAACCAGCAGCCUGUGCGCUAAAUCAUUUUGUGAGUUCGAUGUCAGAAUGUAUCCUCUUUGUUCAUUUGUGGAAAUGAAACAAUAAACAAAAGAGUCUGGUUUUGCUGAGAUGCUUUUGACAUAGCAGCUUUUUAUUAUCUUGCAGAGGAAAAAAUUAUGGAACUUAUAGUUAGGAUUAAGUAGGUUUCUGCAAUGUUUUUCAUCUUUCGUUUUGCUGAACAGUCUUUCCUUUUCUUUCUUUCUUUCUUUUUUUUCUGUAGAAACUAAAUGGAUGUUACUCAAUCAUACCUUUUUUGGCUCCAGUUAUUUGCUGGUUUCUUUGGA